Molecule: messenger RNA, 3858 nt
Organism: Thermochaetoides thermophila DSM 1495
Lineage: Eukaryota; Fungi; Ascomycota; Sordariomycetes; Sordariales; Chaetomiaceae
Exons: 2
Coding region: 1-3858 (1285 amino acids)
Biological process (GO): transmembrane transport
Molecular function (GO): transmembrane transporter activity
Source: RefSeq, a predicted model, not a curated record
AUGAAGGCCAAUGAUAACGGAACACCCAAGGGUCCGCCAAGAUCCCAGUCGGGAAAUGAUCAGUCCAGCAUACGAUUCUUGAACGGCCCUUAUUGCUGUUCUGACGUCCAAUUCGAUGCGAAAGAGGCCAUAGUGGUGGGUUGGGGAGGAGCAAAGACCUACUUCAAGGCACUACAACAACUAUCGGCAAGCCAUCAUGCUCGUCUGGACAACACUUCUGAAUUUUCGACAGAUCCGGAUAACAGCCAAGUGCCGGAUACCGAUAUUAACGACCCAUCUGGAGCACCGUCAUCCAACAGCAUAACCGGCACAGAUCCGCAAGCUACGCCCGAUCAAAUCCUAAACCACGGGCCCGGUGAAGCGUCGAGGGCAUGGGGCAGAAGGAUCCAUCAGCUGGCUGACGGUCGUGUCUACGAGGAACUGCCCCUUCGCCAUGCGGCCAGCUCUGGAGAGGCUUACAUUUCGGGAUUCGUGGAAACCCCAGAACGAGGGCCUCGACACUCGCCCCGAGAAAUUGAAGAAGGGCAAUCGAACCUGAGUUCUCGCAAGUCAACAUUAGUCUCUGGAGGAUCAACCCCAAUCGACUUCAAGUUCAAGCGUGCUGUCAGCGAUAUGGAGCAUCUCCUCGAAGAGGUGAUGGAGCUGGCGAAGCAAGUGACCGAACAAGACGACAAUUACGGCUGCAUCAGCCCAUUAGAACUCAAGGACGCCCGCAUCCCUUCGCCGAGAAUAGUUGAUGCCCCGGCCGAAGCAGCGCAUGGUUUCAUGAGCGGCGCUAUCAUCGACAAUCCCAGAGUUGCCGAGCUCAAUUUGACGCCACAAGCUCAAGCAAGCAAGCAAGCCUCCACCAAUGCCAGACAACAAAAGCAACUAAAGCGCUAUCAGUCCGCCCCUGGGAUGCGCAAUACUUCAGGCAGAGAACAUGAAAUGAUGGCGCCAGUCAGGCUUCGCAGGUCGAAACGCUCCCGGUUGACAAUCCCAGAGCGUUGGAAAGAGGAUCUUCCAGAUGAGCAACCUUCACAAGUCACACAGCGCGAUCGCCCGCCGGUCACACUGAUUUCAGUUCGGAAAGAUUCGGAGCCUCGGAGUCGAGAAGUCAAGGCUGGAGAUGAUGCUCCAAGAGAGCCUGGAUGCUUGUUCCACAUGAAGCUGCUACGAAAGUCUCAGAGUUGGAGACAUCCCCGGGUAUCGCCCAGUCCGCGCCGUACCAGGUCCUAUCGAUUCGAGGUAAACCCCAGGUUUGACAAUGAGAAAGACUGUGUUCAGGAUGUUCCAACUAUGCCAAGAGACAAGCACUUGAAACCGGUGAAAGAACGGAGGAGAGAUACAUCAACUGCUUCCUGCUUUGAUGGAGUGAUGGAUGAAGACGACAUCACACCAAUCGACACACAUAUCCAGCAACCAUCGAUGGACAACACGCCGAAUAUCCGACAACCCUAUAUGUCCCUGCCACCCAUACAGCGGCCAACGGAACAUGAUCUCAAACCAUCUGCAGUCCAGCAGACGAACUUAUCCAUCACUCCCGAAAUACCCUCCUCCUCUGGCCAAAUCACCGAUGUCACCCCGGCACGAGACUGGUCCCCGCUCAGGAAACGAUUCACCGCAACCGUUGCAUGCCUUAGCACCACGGCCGUUGGUAUCGUCAUCGGCAUGUACGCAGGUCUUGUCCCUGCCAUCCAAUACCGCAUUGCCGAUGCCGGUCAUCAUGUUAUCCUCGGCAAUGUGCUUUUGUAUCUGGGAUUGGCUAUCUCCUCGUUCGUAACGUGGCCCCUCCCUCUGUCCAAAUCAAGACGUUUGGGGAGGAAGCCGUAUGUGGUAGGCGGUCUUGCUGCUGCUAUCCCAUUGUUGAUUCCUCAAGCCAUUGCCUCCAGCUACGCCUUGGGUCCUGGAUACAGGUACUACCUCGCCGAAUAUGGUCUUCAUUGGUGGAGAUGGGUCGUGUUGGCUGUGUCCAGGGGCCUGAUGGGCAUUGCGCUUGGUGUUCCCAGCGCCAACUGGAUGGGCGUUCUGAUGGAUCUGUUUGGGGCGUCCUUGAUGAGUGGAAACCCUCAUCAAGAAUGGGUGGAUGAGACAGAUGUACGGAGGAGGGGCGGAGGUAUGGGUGUCUGGUUGGGCCUGGGCACGUGGUGUUUCACUGGCUCACUUGGAGUUGGAUUCGCUGUUGGUGCUUCGAUCAUUGAUGGAGGAAGGAGUCCGGCAUGGGCGUUUGGUGUUGCCGGUGGGAUUUUACUGGUCCUGCUUGGGCUGAAUAUCGCUUGUCCUGAGGUCAGGCCGAGGCUUGACACGGCUGCAAAGCAGCAGAAGAACGGCAAGGACAAGAACGAUGCCGUUAAGACACCCUGGUGGCUAGUUGCACUGCAAGGCAUGUCACUGUCCGCUGAAAUGCUGCGACAGCCAGGCUUUUUGGUGAUCGCGGUUUACACAGGCUGGAUCUAUGCCCAAAUUGUGCUCAUCAUCGUGCUUCUCGGAGCACUGGCGUCAAGAUACUACACACUUCGGUCCACGCUUGUUGGGCUAUGCGUGGCGUUCAUCUCAAUCGGCGGCAUCAUUGCCAUUCCGUUCCAGAAAGCCAACCUCUUUUCUCGCUGGCGCCAUCACCAGGGACCGACCAGCGCCGACACUCUCGACGAUCGCUUUGUGUGGACCUCUCACUUCGUUCGCAGAGCCGUCUUUUGUAUCUUCUUGCCCCUUUUUGGAAUUGCUUAUACUGUGGCAUCGGCCGGACCCCCAAUUCCGGUUGAGAUUCCCACCUUGUUGGCUGCUGGCAUUGGUGGACUUUCCGCUUUGGCGAUUUCUGAGUGCAAUGGCCUUAUCAUGGAAACAUUCGAUACCUCUGAUCUUCCGGUCACAUCGUCUUCAGCAUCCCCAAGAAAGGUUGACCAGUCUCAGUGGGUAGAUCCUUCAUCAUACCCACGAGUUGCAGCUGGGUUUGCCGUAUGCCACGCCAUUGGGUUCGUUCUAGCAGCCAUAGCAACCGCAGUCGGAGGGAGUGCACAACGCCACUUGGGACAACAAGCUGCCACGGGCGUCGUGGCCGGCAUCUUACUUAUCCUAACCGGACUCCUUCUGGCCGUCCUCAUUCGCUUCAGGAACGUGCACAUCAUCCCCAACUGCAAGACCCUCGAAAUGGAUCGGUGGACAGAGAUGCGCAGAGAAAGCCUCCGUCGACAAUCCCAGCGCUCAUCUGCCCGCACUUCACGGACCUCAUCGAUGGCUGCGAGCAACCACAUCUCCCCUACCAACAACAAGGCCCUUUCUGUGCUCGCAACAGACGAUCUCGCGGAAAUGGACAUGUGGCGCCCCAUUCUGCUGGGGAACCCCUCGUGCAAGAUGCGCCGCGUCAAUGUUCUUGAGUUGGGAGCCCUCAGUCGCUGGACUGAGAUUCGCAAAACAAAUAGGCUGAUUGAUCAGCGGGCUGCUGCACAUUUGAACCGUGCUGCAUUGGGCUCGGCGGCUGUGGCGGUUGAGGAAGCGACAGGGAUUGCUGGGUUGGUGAGGAAGGUGAGCCAUCGUCGGCGGCAUCAUCAUCAUCGUGGUACGGAUGAAGAAGAGUUUCAUUCGUAUAAUCACCAUUUUGGAAGGGAUCUGCCUUUUCAUCAUGGUCGUCGUCAUGUUCGGGGUGCGGAGAAUGAGGAUGCGCAGGGGAUUGAACUUGCAAUUCUGGGGAGGAUAGAUGGCCAAGAGAAUCCCCCUGCCCACGCUGGCCUGCAAGGAAAUAGAGAGAAUGCAGCGGAACAGAGAAUCGAAAAAGCAAGGGACGAGUUUGUUGGUUCUUCAUUUGACGACUAUGGGACUCUGCGCGCCCGUGAGGUGAAGAUGAGGAAGGUGACUGGCGGUGAGGUGAAGAUGACAUUUUAA